Molecule: messenger RNA, 2304 nt
Organism: Xiphophorus couchianus (Monterrey platyfish)
Lineage: Eukaryota; Metazoa; Chordata; Actinopteri; Cyprinodontiformes; Poeciliidae
Gene: mdh1b
Product: malate dehydrogenase 1B, NAD (soluble)
Exons: 10
Coding region: 112-1524 (470 amino acids)
Biological process (GO): malate metabolic process
Molecular function (GO): malate dehydrogenase activity; oxidoreductase activity, acting on the CH-OH group of donors, NAD or NADP as acceptor
Source: RefSeq, a predicted model, not a curated record
UAUGAAAAAUGUUUCUACACGGAUUCAAACCCACGCAACAACUCACCUCGGUUGCCAAGCAACAGACGCCUUCUUGUUUUCAAUGGUUAAGAUGUGACAGUAUGUUGUAAAAUGGCCAAAUUUGUGCUCGCUGGUAAGGCGGACUGUCCUCUGUAUGCCGAAGCGGAGCGGUUAGCAGACACUCUGCAGCGAACCCUUCCGAGCUUCAGGGUCCAUAAGAUCCCCGUCCUGCCAUCUGAGUGGGAGAGAUGGCUUGAAUCCACAUGCAAUAAAAAUGGCUGGAAACACGAGGAAAGUCCCUUAAUUUGGAGGGAGCUGGUCGAACAAGGGGGCAAAGGGAUGUUCUUGGGUGGUUACAAUGACUUUGUGGACCAUUGCCAGGUCUACUACGGCGUCACAUCGAAAAUACCCGAAGAUGAGGUGGAGACAAUUGUAGCAGAGAAUCUUGAAACGCAACUUAGCCUCGUUGCUGAAGAACAGCAUCGCCUGAGUCUAAUUCAUCCCUGUAACGUUUGGAUCACAGGCGCUCUCUGCUUAACUUCCCAAAUCUUGAUCCCAAACCUGCUGUCUGAUGAGGUGUUCCCUGACGUUCAAACGGUUGCUCUCCACCUGCUGCACCUGAGCGGCGAUGAGGAAGAAAUGCAGAUGCUCAAGUUGGACACUGAGGAUUCGGCGCUCAGUCUGCUCCAUCGGGUGACGGUUCACACAGAUCUGGAACAGGCUUUCCAUGAAGCCCACGUCAUCAUUCUGCUGGACGAUUUCGACGCCGAUUCAGAGAAUGAGAGCGACGAGGCCAGGAAGCAGAGAGUUAAAGACUUAUCUGAGCGCUACAGAGAGUAUGGGCGCCUCAUUGAUGGACGCGCCGACAAAGAGGUGAAGGUGAUGGUGUCCGGGGUGUCUUUCGUCAACACGAGAUGCUCGCUGCUUGUGGAGAGCGCUCCUUCCAUCAGCAGCCACCAGUUUGUUGCCAUAGCAAGCCAGCUGGUGAAUGAAGUCAGAGCUGUGCUCGCAAAGAAGUUGUGCGUGAUGCCAUCAGAUGUCGCGGAUGUCAUUGUGUGGGGGAACAUCAGCGGCAGUUUCGUCGUUGACCUGCGGUGGGCGAAAGUGUUCAACUAUCCAGGGGCGGUCAGGGUACCGUCUUUCUAUUCCCAGCCGGUCCUCAGGGUUUUAUACGACAGAAAAUGGAUAGAAACAGAAUUUAAACCACUGGUCCGUCAGCAUCGUGAGGCCUUGCUUUCAACCACCGGCCGGGGAGCCGCAAUAUCAGCCACUAACGGGAUCGUGCAAGUGCUGAAGGGUUGGCACGGAGCCUUUGGUCCAGAUGAGGUUUUUUCAAUCGGUAUAGCUUGCACAGACUUGUUCAGUCUCCCACACGGCAUCAUCUCAGCUCCGGUUACAUGUACGGAGGGCAAAUGGUCUCUUGUGGAAAAUGUGAAUGUUGAAGGAAAGAUGUUGGACGAACUCGAGCUUUGUGCAGAAGAACUGCAGCAGGAAAAGGAAAUCCAAUUUCAAGAUCCUGUUUGAAAGGCGGGAAAACAAAUAAAAUGUUUGGUCAACUCCUUCUCAUUUGGUUUCAGUUCGUCCUUUUAUUCUUCUACCUUCACAAAAGUGAAGGUUCAAGUUUUCAUUUUGCCACGUUCAACGUCAAAUCGGUUCUGCUUCGCGAAGAUUAUCCGUAACAGAUUUGUUCAUUUAGACACAAAAGAUUAAAUAGAGAACUUUGUGGAUAAAGGAAAGAUUAAAAAAUAUAUUCCUUUUUUCCUUAUAAUUAUUAAACGUCACUUUUUAUAGCCGCUAAACAUCAAAUUAUUUUGUUAGCAUCACACGUUACCAACAUAUCGCCAUGUAUAGAAAUCUUUAAACAUUAAACUUUUAUUUCCAUCAUUAGUAACAAAAUAUCAAACUGAACCUCUUUUCACCUGAAGCAUUCAACGGUUUGUUGUUUUGUUUUUCUUUUCCAUCACAAGUUGUGCAGGACUUUGUCUGAAGACAAGGAGAACUUGAACAGAGUGCUGUUUUUACAUGCAGAAAAUACACUUCCCAUCUUUUUUUUUUUUCUUUUCUGCAUUUCUACACUAUUAGCAACUGGGAGAAAACAUAUCAGAGAUUAGUAGAAAUACGAUGCACUACUACUGGUCAGGAAACGGAGACACAUUCCGCUGUGUUACGAUCGCUUUUGUACAACCUGAGUCGGAUGCCGAGUCGUUUAUGAAAGCAGAGAAGGCCCCUCCGUACGGACUUGAUCAUUUCUGAGCAAAUUGUGGUAGCAAUUCCCAAGCCGUUACAAGAAAGGGAGAAAGAAAA